This is a messenger RNA of Aspergillus homomorphus CBS 101889, 980 nucleotides long. RefSeq names its product uracil phosphoribosyltransferase. The transcript has 4 exons. NCBI's taxonomy places the organism in Eukaryota, Fungi, Ascomycota, Eurotiomycetes, Eurotiales, Aspergillaceae. The record is from RefSeq and is a predicted model, not a curated record. The coding region runs from base 89 to 826 and encodes 245 amino acids.
CGAAGACACACCCCAGCCGUGGGCUUUUAGGAUCUUUGCUCUCUCUCCGAACUUCAUAAUUCUGGGUAACCCGUUCACCACAGACAAAAUGGGCAAACCGGAAUCCGCUCCUUCUCCCGCUCAAGGUGUAGGCCCUUUCUACAGGCCGGAGGACGAGAAGCCCACAGCAACUGUGUCCAAGGAUAUAUCUUAUGAGAAUGUCCAUGUCUUACCCCAGACCCCUCAACUUAUCGCCCUUCUGACCAUGAUCAGAGACAAGAAGACCAGCCGUGCCGACUUCAUAUUUUAUUCUAACAGGAUAAUCCGCCUUCUCGUCGAAGAAGGCCUCAAUCAUUUACCGGUGGUUGAGCAAUCUGUCACCACACCCGUAGGGCGUGUUUAUCUUGGAGUUAGAUUCGAGGGCAAAAUCUGUGGCGUUUCUAUCAUGAGGGCAGGAGAAGCGAUGGAGCAAGGCUUGAGGGACUGCUGUCGAUCCGUCCGUAUUGGAAAGAUAUUGAUCCAGAGGGAUGAGGAGACCUGCAAACCGAAACUCUUUUAUGAGAAGCUCCCAACUGAUAUUUGCAACCGCUGGGUACUUCUGUUGGAUCCUAUGUUUGCCACAGGUGGCUCAGCAACACUCGCGGUUGAGAUUCUGAAGGCCAAGGGUGUUCCAGAAGACCGUAUCCUCUUUCUAAAUCUUAUCGCAAGUCCCUCAGGAGUUGCAGACUUUGCAAAACGUUUUCCUAGACUCAGGGUUGUGACUGCAUUUAUAGACCAAGGCUUGGACGAGAGAAAGUAUAUCAUCCCGGGCCUUGGUGACUUUGGUGAUCGAUAUUAUACGUUGUGAUCGGGGGCUCGUACUCCGAUAAAAGAUUUUGAGGUGCCUGGGCUAUAUCGAUCUAUUCUCUUUAAAUACCAUUACAUUUAUCAUGCCUAUUCCGGUGGAAUGGAGGUGUCAAUAGAGUCAUCUAAAGUUUAGCAAUGCAGAUUUGGCCAUAACU